Molecule: messenger RNA, 3370 nt
Organism: Sycon ciliatum
Lineage: Eukaryota; Metazoa; Porifera; Calcarea; Leucosolenida; Sycettidae
Product: mucin-5AC-like
Exons: 11
Coding region: 740-2488 (582 amino acids)
Cellular component (GO): cytoplasm
Source: RefSeq, a predicted model, not a curated record
AUGAAAGAGUGUGUCUCUCACUCUCAGUCGUAUUUUGUUUGACUUUGACUUCGAGGUUGAGUGAGUGAAGACUGAACUGACUGUGAAGAGGUGGACGAAGUGCCCUUGACUGAGUUACUCUCUUGGAGUUGGAACCCUGCAGGCAGGUGCAGUGACAAGCUCUCACACAAAGAGAAAAAUUAAUAACUUCGGGAGUUUUUGGCUUCCAGUUCCAACACUGUCAUUGUCGAGCAACCCACGUUACUCCUGUUGCUCCAUUAUUGGAAUCUUGAGAAGUCUACCUGCGAAUCCUCUCGACAAGCAGGCCUGGUCCAUCUCUGUUUCUCUGCGUAGCUUUCAAAGUGAACAAGAGCGAGUUCGACGCUGAUCUAUUGAACGUGUUAUGUCUGAGUAGUUGAUCUUGUGGACCAACACUCAAUGCUAAAUGUAAUUUUACUACCUGACAUAACACCAGGAUGCUGUGCGCGGAGAACCUAGAUUGCCUAUUGCUGACUCGGGCAUGAUUGGAUUUGCUGACUAUAGCAGUGGACUAUAGGAAGGUCACACGCAGUGAUGAUGGUGUGAUACAGAGUGUUGCAGACUAUAGUAUUGUCAGGUGCAACUGUAGCUGCUAUUGUUUGCCUGGCGUGUGGUGGUUGCCAAUAGUUCUCUAUUACUCUAGUAGUAGUACUGAUCUACGGUGAGUACUGACAACUACUACUGAGUGCAGUGGCAUCAUCUUUACGCGCUGUACACAAGGAUGUGGUCAAUUUUCGAGAAAGCCGUCAACAAUUCUGUUGCUGCACUGGAUAUAGUGAAGAGAGAUGUGGGCGAGUUUUGUAAGACAGUCUCCGAGGACACUACAAACUACAUAAAUGGAGAUGCUGACACUCCGUUUGGUGAACCCAAGCAUUCACAGAGAGCGCAUUCUGGCACAUCUCAUCAUGGUGCACCAUCAGGCGCUGUGCAGCAUGGACAUGCCGAUGACGUCAGUGUGACAUCAUCAGCCUAUGACAGGCAACAGGCUCAACUAGAAGCUAUUCAAACGGAUCCAGAGACCUACCUAACAACUCCAGACCCUGUGGCUGACUUUGAGCGCUGGUGUAGCAGUUUUGAUUUGGACAGUCAUACAGGGGAGAUCUCCAAAGUCCUGAUGAAGCAAAGUGUGCGCACACUUCAUGCCACCUUGGUUCCUGCUCAAGUCCAGCCAAGAAACUUCUGGCUACGCUAUUUUUACCGCCUUCACCUGCUUAAACAGGAUGAUGAUAGGCGUGCAGCGCUGAAAGCCUUUGCUCUGCAACCAGUUGAAAACGACCUGGAGAGUUGGGAUGAUGAUGAAGGAUGGGAUGGUGCUGGAGGAGACUGGCAGCCGAUAGUUCUCAACGAUAGCAUAACGAGUUCUGUGUCUGUGGAAUCUGCUGACACUACUUCUAGAGUGUGCGUUGGUGAUGUUGGUGUUACUGCUAGUGCUGACGUACUAUCAUCAACUCCCACUCCAUCCAGCUACAUGGCAAGUGUUACUACAUCGAAUGAUACCUGUUCUGGCAUUGAUGAUGUAUCAAGGUCUAGUCGCGGUGGCCUUGCUGCCGCCCCUGCUGCAUCAGCAUCAGUGUCAGCAGCUAAGCAUAACCACCAGCAUCAUCACCACCAGCAUCAUCAUCAGCAUCAUCAUGUUACCACUACCAAUACAAUACACGAUGAAGGUGAUUCGGACAGUACCCAUGGAGAUUCGUACACAGCUACUGACUGUUCAUCUCCACCACAAACGUCGUCUAGUGAUGCAAGCAGCCCGCGCAGCUCUCCACCGCCAGUGUCGCUUCACUCACCAAACAAACCAGUUAGCUCCCGUGCUCGGCGCCUGCGGCAAACUGCACAUCAGAAGACACGACAAGCACACGGACAGCACACACCAUCGACAUCUUCACCUGCAACAACAGUAUCUACAGCAACUGCAGCAGCAGCAGAAUCAUCUCAGGCAAGCAGACGGAGGAAGCAGCAAACUGACGGCAGUGUCGGCAUGACAACGCUGAGUAGCUCGUCAUCACUAGGCGAUGACUAUGAGGCUGGUGAUGGACAUGACACCAUGGACUCACCAGCUGUGUCAGCUCAGCGUAUCGAUAGGUCGGCGGUGGCGGCUGUUGGGAAUGAUGAGACGAGUGGUUCUGAGAUUGUGGUGCUGGGCAUAAAUGAUGAUGCAAGUUCGCAGGAUACAACUCCUGCAAUGUCACAUUCAAGUGGUCGUGAUGUAUUGCUCGGCAGACUAAUGCCAUCAGCUGUCACCAGUCCGCCAGCUAGUUCUUAUGGUAGUGAUUUUGAAGUAAUCAGUGAGACGGAUCCAUCUGAGGGUCUUUCACCCCUGCACAGACCCAAGGUCACCACGCCAAUGACUGAGUCAACGUCUCGUGUUGCUUCCGUGGCAACGUAUGUAUCUUCAGAUACCACACUGCAGAAUGUCACAGCGACUAAUGAAGACCAGGCUGAUAGCGAGGACUGGGAAUCAUGGGAUUAAACUGGAGACUUGAGAGGCCGCACAGAUAACAGAGCAAGUUUGAGCUGUCUAUUUUUGUUAGAGAAAUUAUGCGUUUCCACAACCCUGCCAUGAAAAUAAUGUAUUUUUUUAAUGCUAUAUCAACUUUUCCAUGCACGCAAUGUUGCAGCCCCCCCCCCCCACGCACACGUACGCCGCUCAUAUGUGUUUUUUAUUCCGCCUAGUAAACUAACUUUAAUUACUCACCUGCUUGUGAGCUGCUCGUUUCUCCAGUGCUUUUUGGUCUUUUUUCUUAUUUUCCAUUGUCUUGCUUUUUUCUUCAAGUUGCUGCUCAUAUGUACGAUGAAUGGUUUAUGUGCAGUUUCAUGUGAUGAAGUGAUGAAGUGUGUAGGUCUAUGUGGUGUCUAGUGGCAUGCUGUUGAGAAGUGUAGACAACAAGUCUUAGCGUGGGCUCGUUCUUGCAAUUCUGCAUCUACUUCUGCACCUGAUGUUAGAACCGCGCCUUCUUUAUGAUGAUUUGGCUGCUGCUGUGAGUAUUUUGCGUAUGCAUGCUAUAUUGUGUUGCACAAUCAUCUAAUAUCUUCCCUACUGCUGUGUAUACCAGCCACCUAGCACAGCACACUGCUGCAGUGCUGGGAAUUUCCACAUCAUCACUGCACAUUGUGAUACUACCAGGCUGUGUCAGUGAUGCAACACACAUGCGGUCAAGUACAUCCCUUGUCUGCACACAUCCUACAGUCGCUUUGGAAGUAAAAUGAUCACAAUGCAUGCCAUCAAGGGUCUACAGGAGUAUGCACCUCUGCAUAAUUAUUGGGUCUGGCGCAGCGCGCUGCCUGCAUUACGUAGCCACGGACUGUGGGCCAUUGCAUUAUGAUUAUUUUAUCGAUCUGCUACGGUUUCCUA